GCUUUGUGCGUGAGAAAAAGACAAAUCAAUUGAAUGUCAAUUGUUAUCAUCGUUCUUGCCUACUUUCAUCAUCAUUCCCCCAUCUCUCUCCCUGUGGACUGGGACCAGGAUGGGGGACACAAUAGUACCUCCACCGUUUGUCGACAGCUCACGAGGUGAAGCAGUCCUGAAUGUGUUUCAAGGAGGAGGUCAUGAACUCCUCGAGGCUUCUUGGAAAGGCUCUCGCUGCCCUUUGGACCGACGGCUGAUAAAAGGGCAGUCAGUCCUUGUCAGGAGAAUGAUGAUGAAGUGGUUGGAUUUGACUCAAGACUCAUACAUGUUAUACGUUUAUAACAGAAGUGUACCGCCAUGUCACGAAAAUCUUGGAUUGAGGAAACCUUCUUCAAGAGAGAGUGUGUGAAGUUUAUCCCUUCCUCUCGGGACCUACACAGAUGUAUUCCAGUAUGUCAAGUAUGCCAAAACUUGAUCAGAUGUUGUUGUGGCCGCCUGAUGGGGGAGCAUUCUUGGCAAGGGUCCCUCCCCCCCAUAUCCCUCUAUCCUGGUCCUGGACAGGACAUGGAAGAGGACUGGUCCAUAGAGCUCCACACCAAAGCCAGUCCCACCGAUGCCUAUGGGACCAUAGACUUUCAGGACACUGCCACACGUGUCUGCCGGGCUAAGUAUGUUCGUGUGGCUGUGGACUCAAAGCCAGAGGUGCUGCUCCAACUGAUGCUGAGGGAGUGGCAGAUGGAGAGACCCAAGCUACUACUGACCGUUCAGGGAGGCUCGGAAAACUUCACCCUACCCCCUAAAGUCAAGCAGGCCUUCAGCAAAGGGCUGAUCACUGCUGCCCUCAGCACAGGGGCAUGGAUACUCACUGAUGGGAUUAAUACAGGUGUGUCUAAAUAUGUGGGCGAGGCGGUGAAAACCUUUGGGGGCCACGACCUGAGGAAGAGAAACACAGUCGGCAUCACACCAUGGGGAGUCAUUGACAACAACACAGACCUUAUAGGCAGAGACGUGUUCAGACCCUACCAGCCACUGGGGAACCCUUUGAGCAAGAGGGCCUGUCUUAAUGGUUUCCACUCCCACUUUCUGUUGGUGGAUGAUGGAACGCUGGGAAAACAUGGCUGCCAGCAAGGCCUCAGGAGGAAGCUGGAGAAACACAUCCAACUACAGAAGAUACACCCUCGACUGAACCAAGGAGUGCCUAUGGUAUGUGUGGUGGUGGAGGGCGGCCCUGCCAUUGUGUCCACAGUGUUGGACUAUGUUAGCAAUGUGCCCCCUGUGCCAGUGUUUGUGUUCGAAGGAUCGGGCAGGGCUGCUGACCUGCUCGCUUUCUUACACAAGCAGACUGCUAUUGACAGGCAGUUGGAUGCUGACAUUAAGGAGGACUUCCUUGUUCGGAUUGGAGAUGUGUUUGGAGUAGAGAGAGCAGAAGCCUCUCAGCUCUACAAUCUCCUCCUGCAGUGUAUGGAUCACAGACAGUCUAUAACCAUCUUUGACUCAGAGUCAGAGGACCAAAUGGCACCUGAUGCGGCAAUUUUGACAACUACUCUCAAGGGCACCAAGGCCAGUCCUGCAGAGCAGCUGAGUAUGGCUCUAGCCUGGGACAGGGCUGACAUUGCACAGAAAGAUGUCCUGGUGUACGGACAGCAUUGGCAGGUAGGUUCCUUGGAGCAGGCUAUGCUGGAUGCUCUGGUGAUGGACCGGGUCAGUUUUGUCAAACUGCUGAUUGACAAUGGCAUGACUAUGAGCCGCUUCCUCACUGUGGAUCGCCUCGAGGAGCUCUAUAACACGGGGCAGACAGGCCGUUUCCUUCACCACCUCGUUGAAGAUGUGAAACAGACUUCUCUUCCUAUAGGUUACCGUCUUUCUCUCAUUGACAUGGGCCUGGUGAUAGAGUACCUCAUAGGAGGAGCGUACCGCAGCACCUACACACGAAAACACUUCAGAGCUGCCUAUAGCCGCCUGCAGGACAAAGACGGUAGACGGGACAGUUCCACCUCCUUAUCUAAACAGAGACGGGGAUUAAUACCAAACUCUAAGAGGGGCAGGAGUCUCCAGGACCUGCAUUUUUUUAGAACUGCUCAGCCCUACAAACCCAAGGAGCAAGAUGUGUCACCCGGGUGCAGUCGAGAGAUCACAUUGAGCCCUGGCCUUGAUGAUGCUCCACUGCUGGUUCCCUUCAACUUCAACGACCUGUUCGUGUGGGCCGUUCUUCAUCAGCGUCAGCCGAUGGCACUGUUCCUGUGGCAGCACGGCGAGGAAGCGCUGGCACGUUCCACAGUGGCCUGUAAGCUGUACCGCUCCAUGGCCUCUGAGGCACGGCAGAGCAGUAUGGACGACAACAUUGCAGAGCGAUUCAAGACAUAUUCACUUGAGUUUGGUCAGCUGGCAGUGGAUGUGUUAGACUGUGCAUUUCGUCAGAACGAGCAGAUGGCCAUGAAGUUGUUGACUUCAGAGAUGGAGGCAUGGAGCCACUUCACCUGUCUGCAGAUGGCUGUCUCCUCGUGUCAUAGACCAUUCGUCUCACACUCCUGCACUCAGACCCUCCUCACAGAUCUCUGGACUGGUCCUCUCAACAUGAGAAAAAACUCUUUUUUGAAGAUAAUUUUGAGCCUUCUUCUGCCCCCUGCCAUCUUGCUACUGGAGUUUAAAAGCAAAGCUGAAAUGUGCCAUGUACCACAGUCCCAUGAGGCAAUGCUGUUUGGACUGGACUCUGUGAAGUCAGUACCAUCCCAUGAGGGAACUGAUCACACGGCCAGUCAGGAUGCAGAGCGAGGCCUUUCUUUCCAUGACAAAUGUCUGGGUCCUGUGUCAGAAACUGUAUCCUCUAUGACCAUGCAUUGUCUGUCCUGGAUCACAAGAAUCUAUGAAUUCUACACAGCUCCUGUUGUCAAGUUCUGGUUUCACACAAUGUCCUACUUGGUUUUUCUGAUGUUAUUCUCCUACGUCGUCCUGGUGAAGAUGGGGGAUCAACCCAGUGUUCAGGAGUGGUUGGUCAUAGCGUACAUCUUGUCCACCGCAGUGGAAAAAACCAGAGAGGUACUAAUGUCCGAGCCGAGGAAUCUGAGCCAGAAGCUGAAGAUUUGGUUCUCAGAGUACUGGAACGUAUCAGAUUUCAUAGCCAUCCUCCUCUUCCUGGCUGGACUGGCAAUGCGUUGGCAUGCUAAUCCCUACCGGAUGGCAGGACGCAUCAGUUACUGUCUGGACAUCAUCUUCUGGUUCGUCAGGGUGAUGGAUCUGCUGGCUGUCAAUCAGCACGCUGGCCCUUACCUCACCAUGAUCACUAAGAUGACCAGUAACAUGUUCUUCAUAGUGGUGAUGAUGGCAAUAGUGCUGCUGAGCUUCGGGGUGUCCAGGAAGGCCAUCCUGUCGCCAGAUGAGGAGCCGUCCUGGAGCCUAGCUCGAGACGUAGUCUUCCAGCCCUACUGGAUGAUCUAUGGAGAGGUCUACGCAACGGAGAUAGAUCCAUGUGAUGACGGUCAUCCAUGUCCUCCUGCUUCCUUUCUUACGGGAUUCCUCCAGGCUGUCUAUAUGUUCUUCCAGUAUAUCAUCAUGGUCAACAUACUCAUUGCAUUUUUUAACAACAUCUACUUUGACAUGGCAUCAACAUCCAAUAAGCUGUGGAAGUACAACCGUUAUCGCUACAUAAUGACCUAUCAGGAGAGGCCGUGGCUGCCUCCGCCCCUUAUCCUCCUCAGUCACAUGGCCCUAGGUUUGAGAGCCAUCUACAAGAGAUGUAGUGGGGAUGCUGAGCGGGAGGAGAGAGGCUCUGGACUUAAGCUCUACCUGGGCCAUGAGGAUCGUAAGAGGCUCCAUGAGUUUGAGGAGAAAUGUGUGCAGGCCUACUUCCAUGAGAAGAGUGAAGGUCUCCACAGCAGUCAAAUUAACAGGAUCAGAGCCACAGCUGAGAGAGCAGAGGAGAUGUGCAUGAUGGUAGGGGAGGUCUCAGAGAAGGUCAACUUUAUUCAGGACAGCCUGUCAGAGUUGGACUGUCAGCUAGGUCAACUCCAGGACUUUUCGGCGCUGGCCGUGGACACCCUCACUCUGCUCUCUGCUUCUGACAGCCUACACCAGGAGGAAGCACGCCUGGCUCAAUGUCGACCCAUCACAGCGUCCCGGCACAUCCUCCCUCACAGCUGGACCCUCCCGCACAGAAGUGGAGCAGACUGUGAUGUACUUAAUAUGCGGCGAGUGAUGGCCAAGUCGUGUAAAAGUACUCCACCUUCAUGUAGACUGGCAUCACAGGAGUGCCAUGUUGGAGUCAGGGGGGGCAGGGGAGGAAGACAAGGACAUACUGAGGAGGGAGUCGAAGGAGCAAAGGAGGAUUCACAGUCUGCUACUGUUGACCAUCCCAGUGAGAAUUGGCUGGGAGUUUCUAGACCUGCGUCCCAUGCUUCCCUUUCACACUUUUAUGGAGGUGGAGUUAAUCUCGGUGGUUUCAGGGAUCAGACACCCUGUCAGUCCUGUGGACCGUCCCGCUGUGGGUCUCCUCUUUCUCCCAGAUGCUUGGAGUCACCACAUCAUAAACUCUGGACAGGUGACCCAUACCUGUAUCCCAGUCAGGAGGAAACAUCCAUGGAAGAGGAGGAAGAAGAAGAUGAAGAAGAAGAGCAAGAGGAGGAUAGGGCACAGGAACAGCUGUCUAAUAUAGAAGUAUCCAGAGCCUCUAGCAAUGCUGUCCUUCUGUCUGACCCCAGAGACAUCUCUGAGGGUUUGGUAAAUCCUGCCUUUUCUCAGGAUUAUAGCCAACCAAGGUCUCGGUCCAGACCUUCCAGCCAAUGGGGAAGACCUGUGAAAUCCCCCAGGUGGGCAUGUCUGUCCAGAGACCGUCCCUACGGCCACUGCAGGUCUCUGUCAUCCAGCGUGGAGAAUAUGACUUUUUUUGGGGCACCCCUCAGUCCAAUGAGGGGAUCAUUUCCUUCUCUGAACGAACCAAUGACCAAAGAGAGUUUGUCUGAUGGGAGAAAUUUCAGGGACGACACAUUGCUACGAUACAGCAGGAGCAGAGAGUGGUCCAAGUCCUCUGACUUCACUCAAAUCUUAGACAAGAGAGGCAAAAUCCAGAACAGGAAGACUGUGAAGAUACAAGAGAGCAGUCCAGAUACUUCCCAUUUGUCUGAUGCCUGCUGGAGAAGGUGCCGGAGAUUGAGAGGAGAACCUACAUGUUGGUCGGCUUCAACCAGCCUCAGUCAGCUCAAUUUUGAACCAAUGGAUUUGUUGCAGAAGCAAGUGUUUUCCCAUCAGGAUGUGUGGAGUCCUACUCAUUCAGCAUGGAACAGCUGGGCCAGAUCCAUGAGCCGUAGAUCUUCUUUACAGAGUGGGAUUGCCCCAGAAGCGAAGAGCUCCUCAUUCCAGUCCACUGAAAAUUUGUAUCCGCACUAUUCAGCCAUGGAGAGAAACAAUUUGAUGAGACUGGCGCACACCAUUCCCUUCACUCCUGUUUCCAUUCUGGGAGGUGAAGAGGUGAGCAUCUACUCUCUGGAGGAAGUGCCCUCUGAUGCUGACCCUGAAUCCAGCACAGUCUCCUCCUGGUCGUCACGAGGCUUUUCUGCCAUGCUGCAGCCCCUCUCCAGUGAAGAGGGGUCUCUGGAUGGGGGUCUCCGGCGGGGCUGCAGGGUGCUGUGUACCUGGGCAGAACGGGACAUGCUCAGACCUGGUCUGGUAUACGUGGUCAAAGCCUUUAGGCCGGAGGUGGUUCGUGCCUGGCAGAGGUACUUCCAUGGUAGCACGGCACUGCAGCUUUGUUUAAGGGAGAUCCAGCAGCAGAGAGCAGCCCAGAAGAUGAUGCAAGUGUUCAAUCAGGUCAAACCUGAUGAUAUGCACCACUCACCAAGGUUUCUAGAUGUAUUGCUGGUUCUCUGGCAUUCGAAUGGCCAGUGGCUGACUAUCGAGAGGAACAUGUCUGGCGACUUCAGGAAGUACAACAACAACACAGGAGAAGAGAUCACCCCCUGCUGUUCACUGGAAGAAAUGUUGCUAGCGUUCUCCCACUGGACAUAUGAGUACUCAGGCAGAGAGCUUCUGGUGCUCGAUAUACAAGGAGUAGGAGAGGCACUGACUGACCCAACAGUCAUUAUGGCAGACGAUCAGAGUGGUAGCAGGGGUGAGAUGCUUUUUGGUCCUGAUAACCUUGGAGAUGCUGCCAUCAACGGUUUCCUUCAGAAACACUCUUGCGGUGCCUGCUGUAGAAGACUGGGCCUAGCAGAUUUCUUCAACAAAUCAAACCAAAUUAUUCAUGCUGGAUGCGUGGACUUCCUCCCAGGCCUAUUUAAGGAGGUAUCCGGACAGCUGCGAGAACAGCAGCGAGGAAGAACCGACGUCGGUGAAAGAAGAACAGGAGGACGAUUAAACCGGGAUGUAACCUUUGACCCAGGAAGUAGGGAGAAAAAAGACACGCGUAAUUUUACCAUCACAUGUACCGAGACAUGUCUGCCUGAACACUCACACAUAUGUUCUCACAAAAUACUGUCUUGGUGUCGCGUCAGCCCUGAUUCCUUUGCAGUGGAAACAGGGUGAUAGAAGAGUGAUUUCUUAUCAUGAGCUGUGACUGGACACUAGAGAUUUAAUUACUGUAAUUUGUACAGAGGAUGCUAAUAUAUUCUUUCAAUACAUUAAGUAAAUAUGUAUUUCAUGAAUCAUAAUAGGAAAUACAGUAAUAACAUACUGCUUUUUCAAGACUUCACAAAAGUCUAAAAAAUUUUUGUACUUUGUCUAUAAAUGUUUUGAUAUUGAGACAAUGACAAUUACUGUUAAUUAACAUACACAUAUACAUUAUGGAUUAAUGUACCAUGGAUAAAAUAGUUUCAUGUUUGGCUAAAAUAAAAAAAAUGUAACAAUGUGUAUGUGUGAGACAGAAAAACGAGGCAGAAAUGCACCCAUAAAAUUUCUUUUAUUUUUUUUCUUCCCACAACAAAAUGUCUACAAAAGCGAUAAAAUAUAGAAUUUAACAAAAAUCACUUCAGACCUUCACAUUGUAUAUACAUGUCAAAGGAGGACUCAGUAAGGGCCCUGCAUAGCUCUGAACUUCAACCCAUUCUGAUCCAUCAAAUGUGGGUGUUUGUGGCUUCUCUUUAAUGCAAAUUAAUGCAUGCGCACACACACACACACACACACACACACACACACACACACACACACGCUUUCAUUCUUGUGAAAAUAAAAAAUCUACAGCAGAGCUCAUGGAUUUAUAGCAGAGUCAGAGUUCAGAGUCCAGCAGAGUCCCCUCUCACCAAAUGAGAAAAGCAUAAAAUGUAAAAACGGUUUGUCAGUGUAAUCAAAUACACAUUUUCCUUGGAGCUCCCCUUUUUUGAUUGGUUUCUCAAGUAAACUCACACAGUAAAGCAUCUACGCCCCACUCUGCCAGUCCUUUCUCUCCUAACUAGCUAUGGCACUUUGAAAACAAACAAAUCAUUUUAUUGUAUUUUUUUGUUUUGUUUCCUGUGUAAAAGUGGUUCUGUAGCCCAAGCACCUUUUUAGGUUUCGGUUACAGAUUGCUACAUUUUGUUUUAUUUGCUCUUGCUGGGAUGCAAAGACAUUCUAAACAAUAAAUUAACAAAUUUCAACACUACUCCAACCAUCAAGAAAGUUUACAAAGCAUUGGUAGCGCAAUCAUCAUCUCAUUCUUUCUGUUUCUCUGUCUCACGCACACACACACACACAGGUUUUCUCAGGAAAGGGAGGAGGAGAUGGAGUGUAUUUGACUAAGUGUAGGAAAUGCAUUUCAAACCAAGUUAAUUAAAAAUGUAUGCGCAAUUUGUCCGAGCCGUCAUAUAGAACGACGACUAGUAUUAUUGUGCGCUCUGCGAUGUCGGCCUGUGUUGAUGGAGUGGUAAAGGCGCAUGAUGCAUUCAGCCCCUCACACUGAACAGGCUACUCCAUAACAUUCAGAAUAGAUUACCCUCCCCACAUCAUUCCCUCCCGCUGCAGGUUAAGGGUCUCUGAUCUGGUUCAAUAAGGCCAGUUCAGAAAGGGCCGUUCACUGACUGGUUAUACCAACUCACACAUUCAAAGGUUGAGAAAAAAUCAUUUCAAAUCGAGCAACAAAUUUUAAAUUGGUGGUGUAUAAAUAAGAGCAUUUUAUUUAAAAAUUCUUUCAGCUUGUGAAAAAAAAAAGUUGCUUUGAACUUACUGAAUUGACGUGGAAUUUGCCCUAAACCCAACCCUCCUACCUUGCCAAUAACCCCUCCCACGAAACUCACAAUAUCAUGAGAAGAGAAAACACAAAUAAGCCCCAAAUGUUUCAUUGCAAUGAAACGUCAUGCAAAUAGAACAGAACAACAAUAGGCUAAUAGUAAUAGAAGAAUAGUAGUCAUAAUAAGAACAAUAAUAAUAGUAAAUAGUAAUAAAAUAAAAAAUAAUCUUACAAUGCAAACAUGACAGUAUUAAAUGCCUCCAGUUCUUAUUGCUACAGUUUCUUACUUACAGUGUUGCGUUGCCAUUCGUUCUUGCCAGCACAUCCCCUCUCA
This is a messenger RNA of Siniperca chuatsi (mandarin fish), 8453 nucleotides long. RefSeq names its product transient receptor potential cation channel, subfamily M, member 6 (gene trpm6). The record is from RefSeq and is a predicted model, not a curated record. Gene Ontology annotation, cellular component: apical plasma membrane. The coding region runs from base 349 to 6504 and encodes 2051 amino acids. Gene Ontology annotation, biological process: monoatomic cation transmembrane transport; protein phosphorylation; protein tetramerization. NCBI's taxonomy places the organism in Eukaryota, Metazoa, Chordata, Actinopteri, Centrarchiformes, Sinipercidae. Gene Ontology annotation, molecular function: protein serine/threonine kinase activity; monoatomic cation channel activity; ATP binding. The transcript has 41 exons.